Molecule: messenger RNA, 5406 nt
Organism: Bicyclus anynana (squinting bush brown)
Lineage: Eukaryota; Metazoa; Arthropoda; Insecta; Lepidoptera; Nymphalidae
Gene: Mrgn1
Product: E3 ubiquitin-protein ligase MGRN1
Exons: 14
Coding region: 140-2134 (664 amino acids)
Biological process (GO): protein ubiquitination
Cellular component (GO): cytoplasm
Molecular function (GO): ubiquitin protein ligase activity
Source: RefSeq, a predicted model, not a curated record
GUCAUCUGUCAUUUCUCAGAGAAAAUAGAAAAAAAAGUUUAAUCAAUACAGAUUUUGUUGUUUGAAAUAACUUUUUUCUAAGACAUACAUGUACACUAUUUAGUUAUUUGCAAGAUAAAUAACAAUAUCGUUUUGGGAAAUGGGUGCUCUGGCAAGCAGGCAGCACGCUGGGGUAGAGGAGGCCGACGUAAUUUCCAAUCAUGCCUACAAGUACCCUCCGAGAUCGGGAAACUAUUUUGGAAGUCAUUUCAUAAUGGGAGGAGAAAGGUUUGACACUCCACAACCAGAGGCAUACUUGUUUGGUGAAAAUGCUGAUCUAAAUUUUCUUGGCAGCAGACCUACACCAUUUCCCUACCCACCACCACAGUCAAAUGAGCCCACAAAAACAUUAAGAAGUCUCAUCAACAUACGGAAGGAGUCUUUACGAUUUGUGCGCUGCCCUGAACCAGUGGGGAAGAUAACAGAUAACAAAAUUGGGGAUGGAGUCAUAAAGUCUGUAGAAUGUAAUGGGAAGGGCACAUAUUACAACAUUGAGUUCACUUUUGACUGUGAUGCAAGAUGCGCAAUUACUAUAUUCUAUUUCUGUACAGAGGAAGUCACUCCCACAGGUGUUGUGUACUAUCCUCGGGAAACAACAAUGACAUCACAAACAUACCACUACAAGAAGGGGGCCAAUCAACAAUUCUGUCAAAUACUGCAUGUGUUUGACCCUUCUAAGUACCCUGAAGAAGACCUUGUGUACAAUGCUGAUAGAGAGAUAAUACCUGUUGCCAUUUACUGUGUUGUAGACGAAGGACAGGAUGAAAUAAGGCAGUCACACACAACUAUAGCAGUGGUGGAGAAACAUUCAGAUGGCAUGUAUGUGCUUAAAGCACUCAAACAGAAGCUGUUUGUGGAUGGACUGUGCUACUUGCUGCAGGAGAUAUAUGGCAUUGAGAACAAGAAUCUUGACACUAAGCCGAGCUCGGAUGAGGAGACAGAGGAUGGCGGCUCGGAGUGCGUGAUCUGCAUGUGCGACGUGCGCGACACUCUGAUACUGCCGUGUCGCCACCUGUGCCUGUGCAACUCGUGCGCCGACUCGCUGCGCUACCAGGCCAACAACUGCCCCAUCUGCCGCGCGCCCUUCCGCGCGCUACUGCAGAUCCGUGCGCUGCAGCGCAUCACCAACCCCGCCGCCGCCGCUGCCGCUGCCGCCAGCCCGCCUGACGGCAGCAUGGAGAACAUCCCGGCGGGCUACGAGCCGGUGUCGCUGAUCGAGGCGCUGAACGGGCCGCCGCCGGCGCGCGCGCGCCCGCCGCCCGCCGCGCCCGCCAUCGCCAGCCCCGACACCGACACCGCCUCGCAGGCGGCGGAGGUGCUGAACCGCUGCAACCUGGAGCGCAGCUCGUCCACCAGCCUGGGCAGCAGCAGCAGCCGCAAGCGCGCGCCCAUCCACCCGCUCACGCCGGAGUUCCGCAUGUCGGUGCUGCUGGCGCGCGAGGAGGAGGCGAAGCGCGCGGAGGAGAAGGCCGCCAGCCCGCUGCUCUACAGCAGGAACAGCAUCAGCGCGCUCGACAAACUCUCCAAGACAUCACUUAACUCUGAGCAGCGCUCGGAGGAGUUUGAGGAGGAAAGCACGCCCAUAGCCGAGGAGCCGAGCGAGGCGCCGGAGGCGGAGGCCGAGCCCGACAGCGACGCCGAGCGACGCUCGCCGCUGCUCACUCCCGUCGCCAACGGGACGGCGAAGGGUGCGGGCAUGCCGAGCGCGGGCGCGGUAGCGGGAGCGGGAGCGGGCGCGGAACUGCGCGGCUCGCCGCUCGCACACAUCGACGACACUGACACCGACGAGCCCGACCAGCCGCAUCUGUCGGCGCCCGAGGCGCGCGAGGGAGCGCCCGCCGACGACUCGGACUACUUCACGCCGGAGGACACCGCCACCACCAUACUCACCGUGCCCAAGCCAGCUGAGGUGCCGAGCGGUGCGCCGGGCGAGUGCACCCCGCAGCGCUGGGCUCUACCGCAUCAUGUCACGUCUCUACCUGGCACACCGCUGUCGGCGUCGAGCGUCCGCUCGUCGGGCGACUCGUACAGCUCCACGUCGUCUACGCGCCAGCUGCUGGCCGCCGCGCCGCUAGCCGCCGACACGCCGUGCUAGCGCCGCGCCCGCCUCCAGCCCACGCUCACGCACUUCGAAGGGACCUUCUAGCCGUGACCACUAAGUGUUCAUUUACACGAGCGGCAGCUGCUACCGACUGCAGUCAGCGACGUCUCGGCGGCGGUAGACGACGGUCGGUAGCAGUUGCCGCUCGUGUAAAUGAACUCUAAAGGAGUAUUUACACGGGUCGAUUACCUACCGCGGUGCCAGUCGCAUCGCUUGUAAAAUCGUACCCCAUUUACACCGGUUGACAAAAACAACAUGCUACAUUUGCAAAUAAAUUGUUGAUGACAAAAGUUCAUUUGAAAUAAGGGUUUAAACCUGGAUUAUUGUUUAAAAUGUUUUAAACAUACAUUAAUUAUGUAACGAAUACUAAAACAUUGAUUGAAUGUUCUACCUAAAACAUAAUAUGUGGCAUUUACCGCUUAUUAAUGAUUUAUACGUAAAAUAUUAUCUUUAAAUCGGCCCUGUUUAUUUACAAAACAAUAUGAAACUAUGGCAAAAUAUAGUUUAGAACUAGGCGUUACACUGAAUCAUUGAAAUGCAUUUACACACAUUUGUUAAAAUAUCCGUAUAUAUUUAUAUAUAUAUAUAUAUAUAUAUAUAUAUAUAUAUAUAUAUAUAUAUAUAAAUUAGAGCCGUGAUAGCCCAGUGGAUAUGACCUCUGCCUCUGAUUCCGGAGGGUGUGGGUUCGAAUCCGGUCCGGGGCAUGCACCUCCAACUUUUCAGUUGUGUGCAUUUUAAGAAAUUAAAUAUCACGUGUCUCAAUCGGUGAAGGAAUAUAUCGUGAGGAAACCUGCAUACCAGAGAAUUAUCUUAAUUCUCUGCGUGUGUGAAGUCUGCCAAUCCGCAUUGGGCCAUCGUGGUGGACUAUUGGCCUAACCCCUCUCAUUCUGAGAGGAGACUCGAGCUCAGCAGUGAGCCGAAUAUGGGUUGAUGACGUUAAAAUAUCCACAACUUGUGAAAAAAAAAUUAAUCAACACAAUUAUUAAUUAUAGAAAAAACGGCAAUAUUGUAUACUUUGAUAUUAUCAAAGACGUGAAACCAAUAAAUAUUCUGCAUGUCAAUGUGAUAAAACGUAUUUUUUUAUUUAUUUUUAAAUUCUGUAGGCCUAAGAUGCGCACCACGACAUAUCGCGAGAAGAGAAAAAGACAUGUCGACCAACAGUGGCUAAAUUGAAAAUGUAGCUCUUUGUCGUAGCAAUUAAAAAGAGUGAUAUUUUCGAUUGCGCCGCUAUUGGUCGACAUUUGUCUUUUUCUCGACUUGAAACAUGUCGUGGUGCUCAUGUCAGGCCUACUGGUUACAAUGAUUACAGUAACUGUAUGGGCAACUAUUUCGGAGUAUUAAAUAAGCGCAAUUGAAGUAUUAACUAAAACACUGCAUUAAUUGUUAAAUUUCUAUAAAUUAUAUUGUUUAUUUACUAUAAAUGUUUUAAUCAAAAUCAAUAUAUGUAAUUAUGUAUUUUGGUAAUUUUACUGCAUUAAGUAUUAGUUUUAAUUAGUAUAUUUAAUAUUAAAACAAAACAGAGUGUAGAUGUAUUUAAUUUAACGAUUACAAAUAAUUGAUUUGUAUAAAUUAUAAUGGGACUGGAAUUUAUAAAAAAGAUUAGUGUAUAUAAUAAGCAUACAGAUAGCUAUAGUACGUUAGAAUUAGUAUUUUUUUUUAAUUUAGUGAUUGUAUAUAAAUCCUAAACUAUAUAGACAGAUGUAUAGUGUGUUUACGAAACGAGAUAAAUACGUAAACAAAUAUUAUCUCUGUCAUUAUCUGUCGUAAACAAUUAUGUUGUCAAUUUGUUUACAUUCCUUAUCUCGCCUUGUUUAACAUACUAUAAAAGCAAUCAAAUACUUAGUUUUGGGGUAUGUAUUCAAUCAACGUGGAACUAUUAAUUUAUGUGUAAGAUAAAAAUAUUGUUAGAAAUAUUAUAUUUCUAUACUUUAAAAAUCGAGUUUGCGCAGCACAAUUUGUUCUUUUUUUCGUUUACACAUUUAGAUAUAGACAUAUAUAUAAUCUCUAGAUUAUAUACUAUAUUAUUGUAUAAUAUAAUUAUUAUAUUAUAUACUCUCAUAAUGUAUUAAAGAAAGUUGCAGCUAUAGUGUAAAAUAUAUCGAUUUUUUCUAAAAUAUCUGUGUAUUAGACAGAGUUCUCAAAUAGCCAUAUUAUUCUGUACUAUACUUAAUCAAACCAACUUUGCAGUAUGUAUCUAGACUAGAUCUACAACAGUUUUAGAAACGUUAUAGAUAUUCUAUUUUCGGAAGACUGUUUAGCUGGGACAGACAUGCACACUAUGCCAUGACUGAGCUUGUGUGUGAAACUAAAGGGCGGUAGCUAAGCAAAAACAUUUAUAAAUAUUGAGUUAUGAAAUUUCUUACAAUGGUUCGUUUGUUGGUAAACAGGUUGCUAUGUAACAACUUGUUUCUGCAGUGGUGGCGUCUCUUUACUUUACUUACAAGGUGUUUGUGUAAGAGAUGAUGAGAUAGGCUAACUAUAGUUGGAUGCAAUCUUUAUGACGUCACCGAAAUAAAGCGCAGUUCAUACAAAAAUCUAGACUCUUGAGACUACUUCGGGUGAGUGGGAAACGUGCGCAGGGUGAUACUAUCCCGCCGCGCCCCUGCGUUACCGCUGACACCUAAAAUGUUGUAUUGCGCAGCUUAACGCACUAUGUUUGGAAACGUCAAAAAGACUGCAUCCGACUAUACAAUACAAUACCUGAAGGCCAUGCGACUAAAAACAAUAUAUCUCCUGAACAGAAAUAAACAACUAAGAGCGCAACCGGAAAUAUCGCCAUCUCUUUUGUUGCGUUGGGACGAAAGAGAUGCGACUAGAACAGCUCAGCUGCCAUUGGUCGACAUUUCAAGAUAUAAUAUGUCGUUCUUAGGCCUUGUUAGUUAGGGUUGGAAAUAAAUAUGUAACAAUAAUAAUUGUACAAAGAAUCCUCUAUCUUUAUUUGUCUUGUCUAUUGUCAUACCCACUCUUAUUACAGUAUUUCUUAGUUGGAAGAAAAUGGGAAUUUAAAAGAUAUGGCAAAUAUUCUUUAAAAUAAAAGAUAGUAGAAACAAAAGGGGCUCCUUUUUUAAAAGGUACUUUAAAAGUCAGUACAUUAGAAAUAAAGAACACUGUGUAAUUCUAUUUUUAUUAGACUGAGUGAAACAUUCCUUCUGUAUUUGAAUCUCAAAUGUAUAAAAUGUAUGAAAAUAAAUUCGAAUAAUGUUCUUAAAUUCUAAAUAGUUAUAAUAAUAUAAAAGUAACUGAAAUAAAAUAUGUUAUUUAUGUAA